Messenger RNA from Bombina bombina (fire-bellied toad), 3476 nucleotides. It is a transcript of the gene TBC1D5, whose product is annotated as TBC1 domain family member 5. Gene Ontology annotation, biological process: activation of GTPase activity. The record is from RefSeq and is a predicted model, not a curated record. Gene Ontology annotation, molecular function: GTPase activator activity. The transcript has 23 exons. Lineage: Eukaryota; Metazoa; Chordata; Amphibia; Anura; Bombinatoridae. The coding region runs from base 257 to 2653 and encodes 798 amino acids.
AUGCAGAAGUUCGCUUAACCCUCCAACAUAUUACACAGUGUUUGCUUGAGUCAAUGCAACAGUUAAUUUAUAUCUGGCGUGUGAUGAACCACAGACAACUAAACCAGGGAGAAGGUGGACAGGUUGUGCUUUGGAAUCAGCAGGGCUCUGUGGAAGGUGUGCAGCUGGCAAGAGCUAGUAAUACAGAUUGGCUUGAUCAGAAGAAGCAAGGAUUGGAUAUCAGCACCAAAUCUACAAUAUUUCUGCACACUGAAGUAUGUCUCAUUUGGAGCCUUGCCACCCGUUGCAGGCAGAACACCAGGAAGUUGGGAUUGAUCCACUUCAGAAUGACACAUGUAGGCUUGAAUUAGGGGGCUCUGCUGAAAAAGCAAAUCCAGUCUCAGAUUCAGAACAAAUCUUCAUAUCUUACAGCAAAGAAUGGGAAGAGCUCUUUGAAAACAACAAAUAUUUGGCAACAAUACGUCUGAAAGGGAUUAAUGGGCAGCUGAGAAGCAGCAGGUUCCGGAGUGUUUGCUGGAAGCUGUUUCUAAAUGUUUUACCCCAUGACAGAAGCCAAUGGAUAAGUAAAACGGCAGAGUUAAGAACAGGGUAUAAAAAGAUUAAAGAAAUACAUAUUACUAAUCCUCGAAAAGCUGCUGGGCAGCAGGACUUAGUAAUAAACAAUCCAUUGUCACAGGAUGAGGGGAGUCUUUGGAAUAAGUUUUUUCAGGAUAAAGAACUCAGAGCCAUGAUUGAACAGGACGUAAAACGAACGUUUCCAGAAAUGCAGUUUUUCCAGCAGGACGAUGUGAGAAAAAUCCUUACCGACGUUCUGUUCUGUUAUGCUAGAGAAAAUGAACAUCUGCUUUAUAAGCAGGGAAUGCACGAACUGUUGGCCCCUAUAUUGUUUAUUUUGCACUGUGAUCACCAGGCUUUUUUACACGCCAGCGAAGCUGCACAACCAAGAGAAGAAAUGAAGGUGCUAUUAAAUCCUGCUUUCCUAGAACAUGAUGCUUAUGCUUUGUUUUCAAACCUCAUGGGAAGUGCAGAGCCAUGGUUUUCUACUUUUGAACAGGAUUCACAAAAGGAAAAAGAUGCUAUGAUGUCUACUAUGCCUUUUGCCAGACCACAGGAUAUUGGACCUUCAAUAGCUAUUGUAUCUAAAGUGAACUACAUUCAAGAUCAGUUGCUUAAGAAACAUGAUAUUGAGCUCUACAUGCAUCUGAACAGACUUGAAAUUGCUCCUCAAAUCUAUGGAUUGCGGUGGGUGAGACUUCUGUUUGGAAGAGAAUUUCCAUUGCAAGACCUUCUUGUCGUGUGGGACGCCCUUUUUGCUGACAGCAUUACGUUGGACCUAGUAGACCACAUUUUUGUUGCCAUGUUACUGUACAUUAGAGAUGCAUUGAUCUCAAGCAACUAUCAGACGUGCUUAGGUCUCCUUAUGCAUUACCCACCCAUUGGUGAUGUCCACUCACUCAUUCUUAAGGCUCUCUUUCUACGGGAUCCAAAGAGAAACCCCCGACCAGUCAGCUAUCAGUUUCAUCAGAAUUUAGACUACUACAGAGCACGCGGAUUAGACUUAAUGAACAAAUCUCGUGCAAACUCAAAGACUGUACCAUUGAACAUAAACAAAGUAUCAAGCAGUUUGCUGAGCUUCGGUCGGAAGUUAAUUGGCCCUUCUAUCCCCACUGGCGGGGCAAUGAGCCCUAUGACCUCUUCACCAAUCAGCAGCGGGAGCAGCAAUAGCAGCAGAAUUAGUCAUUCAUCCGCUAUGAUCACCCAGUCCGUUAUUGAGCCCAGCCCAUCGCAUGCACCACAGACUCAGCAGAUACAACAAAACCAGCGUCUGAUGAAAUCUGAGAGUAUGCCAGUGCAGCUGAGCAAAGGUCAAAGCUCAAAGAACGUCAGUUCAUCCCCUAGCAUCGAGAGUUUGUCCGGGGGCCGCGACCACGCUGAUUCUCCUCCUCUGUCUGCUGGGAAGAAAGAUUCUUUCUUCAGCACCAUUGGCCGUUCUCGCUCUCAUAGCAAAUCCCAAGGCAAAAGAGAAUCUGAAGAAGAUCUAGAAGCCCAAAUUUCAUUCCUACAAGGGCAGCUGAAUGAUCUAGAUGCAAUGUGUAAAUACUGUGCAAAGAUAAUGAAUACACAUCUCGGACAUAUUCAAGACGUUGUACUACAAGAAAAGCUUGAGAAGGAAGACAAAAUUCAGGUUUCACUUGCAGUAUUAAAGCAGGUAAAGGACAUUUUGAAAGGAUCACUGAGGUUCAACCAGAGUCUCCUGGAGGCUGAAGAGAACGAAGAGAUUACAAUCACUGAUGACCAUUAUUGCUCUAGCUUGCAGAGAAAAGCAGAUUUCAAUGACUUCAUCAAGGGACAAAGUGAUAAAAACCAGACUGCAGCUGAUAGCCCUGGAAAUACGGACAGCAGACACUCAGAUGAUUAUAUUUUGAUCUCCGAGGAAGGUGAAGCUGGCCCAGUGCUGAUGGAAUCUUUGCAUGAACACAAAAGUGCAGCAGAGACCAAUACAGCUCCAAGCCGUCCUUCAUUGGUCUUCACUGACCCACUAAUGGGUGGCAGAACUAUGUCGUCCAGUAACCUUAGUUCCAGCCCAGAUGAUGACAGCAGCAACCACAGCAAGGAUUCAGACUUUACUAUUGUUAGUCCGUUAGAUCUUUAAUUGUUCUCUUUAUUUGUUUCUAUUUUGAAAGAAUCUUUGUAAACUAGCAGCUAGUUUCAUACCUGAUAAUAAAUGUAUGGAGUACUUUUAUUAUCACUGGUUAUCAGGAAGUCUAAAAAACAACUACUAGUCAUUUAUGCAGGCUGUAAUUCAGAGCACAAAUGAAAGCAUGAUAUAAAAAUCUUGAUUGCCUUACAUAUAUAUUGAUCAGGUUUAUCUGCUAAUGUAUGCAACUUAUGGAAGAAAUAUGCAGUUACAUUAUACAUACUUUAAAUUUGAUCUAAUCUCAUGCUUGCACUAGCAAGAGAAGGAUUAAAAUGAGAAAAAAAAAUCUCAAUUGAAAAGCCAUACACUUAUGUAGCUUUGUUCCAUUUUACAUAAGUCAAUUAGGUUAUUUUCCAUUAACGACCCGCCACUCAUGGUGAAAUCAGAAGGCCAGCAGAUGGCGCUAUAGAGUUUUGGUCCGCCCCUUGUAAACUUCACUCCCCAAGCUUCACUUGUUGUGGAUGCUAGAGGGUUGGUGGACACGCCCCACUAAGUGUGACAAGCGUAAGAGCAGGAAAAGGGAAAAGGGAUUCAAUAACGCAAGAGGAAAGUUAUGCUUCUGAAAAUAAUGGUACUUUUCUAUAAAUGGACCAAAACUCUAUAGCACCAUCUGUUGGCAUUAUGUAUUCAUUAACAGAGUAGCGGAGUGUUGAUGGAAAAGUACCGUAAAUGAUUAUUACAAUAUAUAUAAAUUUAACCACGACACAGUAGACGUAUUUUGUCCAGGUGAACAUUAUACCAACAUCUCAUUGUUAAAAUAUAGCUUUUUGCAACAAAA